CCAAUGAGUUCAACUUUCUGGACUUUAGUCUACUCAAAAUUUAUUCAUACUACAUCUCCUAUUUGGCUCUAAAUGCCUGGUUAUCGUCGGCCGUUGGCAAACGUAAUAUUCGAAUUUUGUCGGAGGAUAGUAGCAGGAGAGCCUGGCGACACGGACAACUGUGACAUUGUCUGGAAGAUAUUAGCUGAUGAGGUCGUUUUACGAAUAUUUGAAGGUGGCGCGGAUGUGGAAGAGGGGUCAGGAGAGGCCGGUCAGGAUCCCUCAGUCGAAACCAUCGUCGCCUUUCUAGCGGAAUGUGCCGAAGCUGUUGAACCUAGCGUCAAUGAAGACGAGGAUGAUGCAGAGCUUGCUGGCACCUUUGAAAGUCAUGGUUCAUCAUCUCCACAUACAACACCUCAUAUCAUCUCUGCUUUUACUUCACCUCUACUUUCUAGAGUACAAAGUGAUGUUCAUCCUGACGCUGGUUCCUCUCGGUCACAGUCACUGCACCCAUCGGAUGACUUUCCGGAAUACCUAAGUUCAAGUCCAUCUGGAAUACCGGCCAGUCGUUCGUAUCCGAUACAAGCCCUUUCAGCUCUUAUAUCUAUCUUUUCUCAACUCUGCUUCACUCCUCAUGCCCCACCUGCCAAUCUCGACUACGUUCUCGCUUACAUUCUUCGUGUUUUCGAAACACUUACGUUCGUGCUGGUAAAAGGGAAAUCGAUCCGUGUUCGUCUAGCCGCCCUUCAGUUUCUAUUGCGUCUGCGUGCCGAUCGCGACCAUAGGCUCUACUUCAGUGUCACCGGCUACGACCCAGAGGGUCAAGUUGUCUCUCUGUCAGCUUUGAUCAACCGAGUUGGCACAUCUGAUAUAGUCGACGCCCCCCCUCCUCCCACCCUCGAUGCCGUUUCACAGCUUCGCAAAGCCCGAGCUCGCGCGAGGCUACCUCCAUCUGAGCGCGAUGCGAUUACUUCUCGUGAUCGAGGCGGACGUCUAUCACAAUCUUUCAGCAGAAAUGCAACCAGUAGGAGCCGCUCCCGCGUCGGUGGAUCCGUCCUAGCGGGUUCUGGGACUAGGGUGUAUCCAAAUGCUGCGUUGUGGAGACUUCCCGAACAACUUUUAUUCUCAGUCUCAACUGUCGACACUCCUAGUGAAAUCCUAGGCACCUAUGACCCUAGUGGGCCGGAUGGUGUGGUUGUACUCCCAAUUUCGGAAUAUCUCUCUGCUCUUCUUAGUAUCUUAGAGUCAGAAAAAAGCUGGGACAUUUUGUCCUAUGUACUUUGUCACCUCCCAGUGCAAAUUUCCAACAAACACCUCUUUUGUGGGCCAAAAUCUCGAGUCGUAAUAUCUAAAAUCCUCGCAACGUUAUGUCUGGGGGUGCUCGAAGGCGGCAUAUUUGCUCGAAGCAUCGAGCGAUGGCCCGCCGGUAUCAAGAUACGGGAUGCGCAUGGCCUGGUCUAUCACACCUUGUCAGUCCUUGUGAGCUAUAAAGGGUAUUUUGAUACUAAGCAGAGACAUUCAUUGGUGGAGGUCUUCCUUGGAGGGCUUAGCGGUCAACCGGCGACUAUCAUGUGUUGCCUCAAUGCCUUGUCUGUCUCUGCCUUUGAGCUUCAGCCUUCGAUCAUACGAUAUCUUUCCAGCAUACUCGAAAAACUUUCUCAGAUCAUGUCGAAUCCUGACAUGGCCGUUCACAUCUUGAGCUUCCUUUCAAUUAUUGGCUCUCAUCCUCCGCUCUAUAGCAACUUCAUCGAAGAUGAUUACAAAAUGGUCUUUGGCGUUGCCCUUCAAUAUCUUCAACAUCACAACCGUAUGACUAGAGCGGAGUCCCCUGAUACCCCCAUGAGCUCAUGGGCGCUAUCACAGCACGUUAGAAUACUGUCCUAUCAUCUCGUAUACGUGUGGUUUUUAGCUGUCAAACUUCCGGACAGGCCAAAAUAUCUUCGUUACAUUACCAGGCAGCUGCUCCUUGCCAACGAAGGUAAUGACCAGGUCGACGAUCCCACAGAAGUAUGUUUCGACUGGCUGGCCAGAUACACUUAUGCGAGUGCAGAUCCGCGUCCAGCUAAUUCCCUCCUGCAAGAUAUCGUCAUCAAUCCUGCAUCCAAUCCUGAGGAGAAUGGGAAUAUACACUCUCUUGCAAGUGAGAAGACUUGGCUUCUUGGCAACUCCGUCGUCACCAUCCGUGUCCUUCGGAAACUUGGAUGGAUUGAAAUACUCUCUCGGAGACCUUCAGGGUAUACCAAAUUCUUGGGGAGACUAGAGAACGUUCCGUUAGUUGGUCCCGGAGAUGUAGACCCGGACAUGCUCACCAUCCCGGCUGUCCAUUUGAUGGAUCGUGAGUUCACUCGAGCGCAACGACCAGAUGCCGGCGAGAAUGUAACUGAAGAGGAUCGCGAAGAACAGCACCGAGUGGUCCGUAGUUUAUUGGAAUUCCCGGAUAACAAUCAGGACGAGCCUAAUCGACCAGAUCCAUUAGCUGGAUAUGUUUGGAGUAGAACUGCACCAUCCCAGAGACGUAAAGAUGUUGCCAUCGAUCCCUCCUUUUUCGCUCUUCAACUUUCUUCAUACCCAAAUCGUCUUGGACCUUCAAAUGUGCGCAUGCUUGUCGACUCGGCUGCUGUUCCCAAAUUCACUACCAAUCUCGACCGGAUGCCCGUCAUUGACACACACAAGGUUGGAAUAAUGUAUGUUGCACCAGGUCAAACGACGGAAGUCGAGAUUUUACGCAAUACCCACGGAUCUCCUGCUUACACUACUUUUCUCGAGGGAAUCGGGCGCCUAAUCAACCUACGCGGACAGAUCGACGUGUACGCCGGAGGACUCAAUCCUGACGAAGAUGGUGAAUAUGCAUAUGCGUGGUGGGAUGAUAUUGGUCAAAUCCUUUAUCACACAGCGACAAUGAUGCCCUCACAUCCUCACGACGAGCAUUCUACGUUCAAGAAGCGUCAUAUCGGGAAUGAUUUUGUUCGCAUCGUUUGGAAUGAUUCUGGAAUUCCAUAUCGUUUUGACACACUUACGACACAGUUCCAAUUCGUCAACAUUGUGAUCGAACCACACUCUGUUGGGCACAUCUCUGCGUAUUCGAAUAGUCUUCAUGAAACGGAGUAUUUCAAAGUCAUCGUACAGCGGGCAGAAGGUAUGAUAGAAUUUGCUCCUGUGGGUCACUACAAGCUAGUCAGUGCAGAGAAUCUUCCGCUGCUAGUUCGGCAGCUCAGUCUACUAGCGGAUUGGUUUGCAUAUGUUUUUUCACGUACAGAUUGCGAUACACAGCGGGUCGAAGUGCGGACAAAUUGGCAAGAGCGGCUAUCUGCUAUUAGGAGAUUCAAGGAUCAGCAAUAUAAAGUCAAUGUCGCUGAAGCGAAAGAGAACGGCUCUGUGGUGCACGAGUCGGUAUUGGUUGACGAUGACAAGGUACAAAAGGACAAUAUUUUAGCACAAGAAGCGUUCCGGGACUUUACUUCUUCAUUUUAAGGCCUUCACGUUAUUUCAGGUUGUUGGUAUAUCUGUAUCUGCUUGAUUUAUGUAUCAUACUUGAAUUUUUUUUGUAUAAAGCGCUUGUGUUCACUAGUACAUACUGUCUCACACUGGGAGGCCCUGGAUUUGCGCCUAAUGAUACUUGAUUAGUAAUACUACCGUCCCGCUCCCCGGUUGCUGUUCAGUGUCCCCGGUCAUCGAAGGGCCUUCCUUCUCCGUUU
Molecule: messenger RNA, 3674 nt
Organism: Lentinula edodes (shiitake mushroom)
Lineage: Eukaryota; Fungi; Basidiomycota; Agaricomycetes; Agaricales; Omphalotaceae
Exons: 2
Coding region: 73-3450 (1125 amino acids)
Biological process (GO): negative regulation of TOR signaling; positive regulation of GTPase activity; regulation of small GTPase mediated signal transduction
Cellular component (GO): TSC1-TSC2 complex; cytoplasm; nucleus
Molecular function (GO): GTPase activator activity
Source: RefSeq, a predicted model, not a curated record